AUGGCUGAUGAAGAUGAUGUUAUUGAAGAAGAAACUGAGGUAGCAGGAAGUCGCAGAGAAAGUGAAACUACAAUCAGCCCCGAGACAGAGAAACCUCUUGCACCUCCAAAAUAUGAAGUGAGACCGGGACUUGGUGAGAAGUUUCAAGCUCAAAAUGUGCGAGACAUCAUUCUAUCUACGAUGCAAGAGCAGCUUAUGGGCCGGCAAUAUCGUACUGAUCAAGCACCGAGAUGGGCUAAAGCAAUAGCCAAUGCGGUUCGGCAGCGGGUUCAAGAAUUAGAUAUGAAAAGGUAUAAAAUUGUAGUUCAAACUACAAUACUAGAAAUGAAAGGAGCUGGAAUUAAAUGUGGACAAAGGUGUAUCUGGGACCCGGAGACAGAUGAUUACAUAGAUGAUCUCUUCAAGAAUGAUACGCUAUUUUGUUAUACCAUAGUUUACGGCAUUUAUAUGUAUUGAGUGAGUUGAGUUAGCUCGGUUGGUCUGCGAUGCGGAAGUUAAGCAAAUUUCCGGCGGGCUGAUCAUAGGAUAGGAGAUCAAAAAUUGAUGAUCUCGAGCUCCUCC
Diatraea saccharalis (sugarcane borer) is the source of this 561-nucleotide messenger RNA. The record is from the annotation of a GenBank genome assembly. NCBI's taxonomy places the organism in Eukaryota, Metazoa, Arthropoda, Insecta, Lepidoptera, Crambidae.